GUCAGGAGAAAGAGGGAGGAGGAAGGAGAAAGAAAACAUAGGGAUGUCAAUCACUAAAAUUCUCUUCUCUUCAUGUUCCUCCAACACUGUCCCCAAGCAUCAGACUCCAACGGCUAGUUUCCAGAAUUCAACCAUCAAAGGGUUCCUUCUAUCUUCUCUGGCUCCCCUCACCCUUGCCAUGACAUUAAGCUCACCCAUUGCCACUCUAGCCAUCCCUUCUCCCAGUUCCCAGCCUUCUCUACUCCCCUCCACCACUCCCUACUCCCAAUCUCAGAAUUUGCAGCUUGGAUUGGAGAAUGGGAAAAUUAGGCCAUGUCCAUCCACAAAUCCUGGUUGUCUGUCGACGAAUCCAAAGUCAUCAUCUUUUGGUUUCCCAUGGGUGAUUCCUGAGAAUUCCUCGGAGAGUGCUGUUCAGAAAUUGCGAGAUGCGAUCCUGAAAACACAGAGGAAUGCAGAGAUCAAGGUUGAUGAGAAAACUCCCAAUGGCCACUAUUUGCAGGCCGAGGUUGAUGGAGGAUUUGGACGUGAUGUGAUGGAAUUUUUGGUUAAAGCAGAUGUUGUUGCCUACAGAUCUAUGGCCACAAAAGUCACAUAUAUAUACCCAUUCACAACAGCUUUUGGUGACUCCAAAGGACAGAAGGAAAGGAUGAGUAGAAUCAUGGAAGAUUUGGGUUGGUAUGCUCCAAAUUUUGAAUCAAUGGACUAAUCAAUUCGGCUAUUGUAAAAGAGUGAUUGAUUUCAGUAAUAAUAUAUGUGUCCAUACUUACUGACCUAUAUUGGAUUUCUUGAGUAAAAGCUUUAUAAAAAAAUUACCUUCUUUAA
Phoenix dactylifera (date palm) is the source of this 822-nucleotide messenger RNA. Its product is annotated as thylakoid lumenal 17.9 kDa protein, chloroplast. Gene Ontology annotation, cellular component: chloroplast thylakoid lumen. Lineage: Eukaryota; Viridiplantae; Streptophyta; Magnoliopsida; Arecales; Arecaceae. The record is from RefSeq and is a predicted model, not a curated record.